This is a messenger RNA of Phragmites australis (common reed), 1191 nucleotides long. RefSeq lists its product as uncharacterized. NCBI's taxonomy places the organism in Eukaryota, Viridiplantae, Streptophyta, Magnoliopsida, Poales, Poaceae. The coding region runs from base 1 to 1191 and encodes 396 amino acids. The record is from RefSeq and is a predicted model, not a curated record. The transcript has a single exon.
AUGGGGUGCUCCAGCUCGAGGGAGGCGCGCGGCGGCGUGGUACCGCCGGCCGCGGUUCCGGCCAAGCGGCGGGAGGGCCUGCGCUCGCGGUCCCUGCCGCGCGCCGCCUCGGCGCUGACCUCCCUCGGCAUGUGCCGCGGCGGGCACGACGGCGUGCACGCAUACACCAGGCUGCCGUUCGAGGAGAAUAUGAAGGGAGGCGCCAAUGACCAGGCCACGGCUGAGGAUAGGCUCCCCGGUGAGGAUUCGGCGGCGCAGGUGGAGGGGAGGCAUGACGCGCCCAGGACGCCGGCAGCGGUCAUGACCGACCUCGAGGAUGCCGCGACGGCGGCUUCGUCGUGGACGGCGCAAUGGCAAGAAGAACCAGCGCUGUCUUCGCCGCAGCUGCAGCCGGCGCCUGACCUUGACCCGGCGAUCUUAGCCGGCUUCCGGCAGACCGUGGACGAGCCGUCGCCGUCGCACCCGGCGCUUCUCUACCCGGAGCACGAGAACCCGUCGCCGCGGGGGCCGACGGAGGAGACCUGCGACACUGACAUGGGGACGCCAGCCGCGCGCGGCAUACCGGAGGUCACGGGCUUCAUGCGCGCGCGCGUCGACGAGUUCCAUGAACAGAUGGAAAAGAAGAAGAAGGCAACGGCCGACGACGCCCCCGACGUUAAGGACUACGACUUGCCGACGCCAAGGCGCCGGCCGGCGCACGCGGGGAAGGCGGUGGUGCUGUACUUCACCAGCCUCCGCGGCGUGCGCAGGACGUUCGAGGACGGCCGCGCCGUGCGCGCCAUCCUGCGGUGCUACCGCGUGCGCGUGGACGAGCGCGACGUGUCCAUGCACGCCGCCUUCAAGUCCGAGCUCCGCGACCUUCUCGGCGCGGACUUCGUGGGGCCCGUGCUGCCGCGCGUUUUCGUGGACGGGCGUCACGACCUCGGCGGCGCCGAGGACGUGCGCGCGCUGCACGAGGCCGGAGAGCUCGCGCGCGCGCUGGCCGGGUGCGAGGCCGCGCCGGCGGGCAGGCCCGGGCACGUGGGCGCGUGCGCGUCGUGCGGCGAGGCGCGGUUCUUGCCAUGCGAGACGUGCCACGGCGGCUGCAAGGUCUUCGUCGACGACGAGGGGUGCCGCUUCGCUGGCUUCUUCCGGCGGUGCCCGGACUGCAACGAGAAUGGGCUAAUCCGAUGCCCCGUGUGCUGUUACUGA